Molecule: messenger RNA, 4213 nt
Organism: Urocitellus parryii (Arctic ground squirrel)
Lineage: Eukaryota; Metazoa; Chordata; Mammalia; Rodentia; Sciuridae
Gene: C5H10orf143
Product: chromosome 5 C10orf143 homolog
Source: RefSeq, a predicted model, not a curated record
CGAGGCUGUGGCUCAAGUAUGGCGGAUACUAAACCCAGGGGCCUUCGGGGCCCCACCGCUGAUUCUGUGACCCGGGAAGGUCAAGCCACCCCUCCCCUACGAAACAGCUGCGUUAGGGCAGACAGGCAAAGCCCCUCSAGCACCUGUCUCCGAAAAGACUGCGGCCUCCGCGACUCCGGCCUGCGGCCCCGGCCGGGUAGGGAUUUCGCGCUCCUCGCGGGCCACGCCCCUCCGGCCUCCUCAUAGGCUCCCCCGAACACUUGCGAAGGGACCUGGGCGUGGCGAGCCUGGGGCCCGGCCUCCGGGUGGGCCCGAGAGGCCGGCUGACUCGGGCCUGAGGCCGCAUGGACAGCCUGGCGCUGGGUCAGUGGCGACGGCGGAAGCCGGAGGAGCUGCCGGUUCCGGGGGACGCGAAACGGGCAUGCCGGAGGUCAGAAGCCAGCGGGCAGGAGCCUGGCUGCCACCAGGAGAGCACAUGCACCCUGGCGUCCUGGAGCACAGAGGACCAGGGGCCUCAAUCAAGAGGUUGCCCCUCUGCACUGUGGCCAGAAGGUGCCCAGGGCAGACCACGCUCAGUGAUUUCUCAAAAUGGUGGAAGAAGCUCAGCCCAGCCUUGCCCAAGAUGUAUCGCGGGAGAAUCUAUCCAUUUUCCAUUGUUCUCUGCCUUCUACUCAGAGCCAGGCUGUUUGGUCCAUAUCAGUGGGAUAGCUGGGCUCUCUGACUUGUCUGGGCAUUUUAACCACACUGAGAACCGUUAGAAGAUGCAAACUGGAAAAGGGAAGAUUCCAAUUUUGGCUCUGAAUCCUCUGUGUGACAGCAAAUGUAAAUCCCUUGCAGAUGGGUUUGGGCGCCCACCUGUUCAAACAGCAGCCUGGCGCUCUCUGCUGGGGGAUUGUUUGCCCUCUCGUUCAGGUAAUCCCUGCGUCCUCUGCACAAGAGCCUACAGAGCCUGCGUGACUUCUAGAAGGCCCCUAAGUCGUUAUGACUCACUAUAGCUGCCUUUCAAACGUGUCUUGCUGGAGAGGGAAAUCAGUUGCAUUAUUUAAAAGUUAAAAAAAGUUCUGUAUCAACCCCCCUGUGAGGUUUGGGAGCCCUGUGGCUCAGGGAAUCAUAUCCAGAUGUUGCCUUUGCUUUUAUACUUUGGGAUUGUUUUGUAGAUGUAUCCAGGGCUACUCACAUACUCUUUUUAAUUAAAAGACUUAUUUUUUAUAUUUAAAAUGCUCUAUAAUCUUGAAGUGGAUUUUAUUAAAUGCUAGUAUCCAAUCUGUUCUAUGUAAUUCUACAAUUGAAGUUAACAGGGACAGGACCCACUCCAUAUUAAAAUGGAAAUUGCUUAUUUUCUCUUGGGUUUUCGAUGUAUCAUCGAACUGUGGAGACUAGUGUUAUUUUCUCCGGGUUUAAAAGCUUCCCAAGAUGGCCUGUUCGCAUGAUAGACAAGUUCCUAAAGAAAUCACUGGAUUAGAGAAUUGAUCUCAAGUUCUUAUAAACCUUCUAAAGCGGGAGGAGAGCCCGAGUCCCUGGUACACUCCAUGUUUCUAUCACUUUAUUCCACAGGCCAUGCUCCCUGCCAGGGACGUCCUCAGCACUGACAUUUGGAAGAGCCCAGUCCAUAAAUGACGUGCUGUGCAGUCCUGGGGGGAGUUCAGUGGUGCCAAGAGGACCAGGGGAAGAUACAGCAGUGGGGGACACCAGGGCAGUGCCACUUGCAGUUGGAUUAUCCAGAAUCACAGGACACAGUGCCAUUAACCCUGAGUAGGGUGCCAGGGCCGAGAGCAGCUUGGAGAACACCAGCCCAUGCCCACACAACCAUAGCUCCUUGCCAGAGCAGGAAAAGGUGUUGGGAUCUGUGCUUUAAGCAAAAUGCUUUCAAAGAGUUGUAGUUUGUUGUCUUUUCAAAAUGAGAUACAUACCUUGGUGUUUAUGGGGCAGGGGGAAACACAUUAUUUUUGUGUGUAAACUCUUCCUUUUCCCGCAAUCUUACAGAGAUGCCCCUGUAUCCAUGGCUGUGUAUUUUGGCAAAUGCAGCCUCACAGAAAUCACCUUGGCUGUUGAUAUGAAUGGAUGAAACAGCCCCUGGGCAUCAUCCUGCCCCAUGGAAGAUACCCCCAUGCCAGAAUCUGCAGACCAGGGUCACACAUAGGGCUUGUGUGAUUUCUCCAAUCUGUGUGGUGCGGGUGGAAGCCGCAGGAUUUGUCCUGGGCGUUGAAGAUGAGAGCACAGUCAAAGGGCUGGCUGCUCCCUGCUGCACAGCCCUCCAGAUGCAAAGCAGCCUUCCCUCUGACAGGGCCCAAGGUCCUGCAAGGUGCAGCAGCAUGGAAUGACCAGAGCGGGCAAGGAGGCCAGCCAGAAGUGGGGGCCUGCCAGUUUACUAGAGCGCCUGCAUGUCUCAGGUGAUAGAGAGCCCUGCACAGAGGAGCUGUGACAGCCAGUGAAGGCUGUGACGUCUGUAUUUUGUCUGCAUUUUCAGUGCAGGUCAGGUCACAGAUAGAAUGCUCUGAAACCCCAGUCUUGCCACCCCUCUUCCCUUCACUGGAGCCCCCUCGGAACCCUCCGACUCUGGCCUGUCUCGCAGCAGGAUCCCCGUUGGCCAUGCUGUCCUCAAGCUGGCAGCUUGACAGUCUGGCAGCACGACCCCCAGCCCACCUCUACCUGCUUGGUUGUCACAGAGGCCCCUGGCCUCUGACCCACCUUACCAGUUCCAGAGUCACCCUAGCCACAGGCUCAGCAUCUGCUCCCUAAUCGGCUUCUCUCUUUAAGGCCCCACAGCCAAAAAGGUGUGAGGCCUGGGUGGAUGCCUGUUCAAGUGCCUUCUCACCCUCAUACAAAUAACCCCUGCCCUUGUGGACAAACAGAGAAAAUACAGAAAGGAAAGCAGCAUACUGUUCCCUGACGGCCACCACGGGCCUCCUGGCACAGGCCCUCCCAAUAUGGACUUCUGUUUUGGUUCUUAAGUGCUGCUAUGUCCCGAACCCUUCCCACACCACCAUAUGCAAAAGUCAUCUUAAAAGGUGGCAGAAGGUUUCACCUUUGAGUAGGAAAGUCCCACCUUUGAGUAGGCUGUCACCUGGCCGUCUCUCCCUGGCAGCGCAUGGCUGCCCAGUUGCCAUAGGCUGGGUGCUGGGUGACGAGGCUGCACCCUGCGGGCAGGGCAGGUCCUCACCCUGGACCCUUCUCCUGGCCACACUGACUUGGCAACACCCCAGGUACCAAAGCAGGUUGGCUCACAGGCAGAACUUGCAUGGGUUUUGCUAAAUUAGGCUUUGACGCUGCCCAUGACAAGCAUGAAAUCUGAUUAUCCCUUUAAAGCACUUCCUCUCUGUUUUCUUGUUAAAAGACAAGAAAAGAAAAAGACCUUUUCUCACACCCUGAGGAAACAGAUAGGCAUUUUUGUUUGUAUUCCAUUAGAUCAAUUUUCAAUUUGUUCUUUCUAAUCUGUCACUAUUGUUUUGUUUGUGGARGGGCUGAAAAUACCAAAGUAUACUUUUAAUAAUUCCACAAAAUAUGUUUAUAGCUGCUUCUAAACCAACAAAUUAUAAAACAAAAAUCAUUUCAGAAAAUUUGAAUGCCUGCCAAGUUAAUAAAGACAGACCUAUUAACAUCAUUUGAAAUAUCUCGCCUCCUUUUAAAAGUUUAUUUCCAUAUUUGUUUAUAAACAUUAAACAUUGUACCCGAAAUCCAUACUUAUUAAAGAAAAAGUUUAAGUUAUAGAUAAGUGAAAAGGAAAAAUAAGUCUCCUGUAACCUCAUUAAGAAAAAUAACUAACAUUGCUGUUUUAGUCAGCUUUCAUGUCACAGUGACCAAAAGUCAGAGAAGAGCAAUGUAGGGGAGGAGAGGGCUCAUGUCUUGAGGUGCAGACCAGAUCCACUAACCCCGUCCGUGGUUCUGGGCCCAAAGUGGGGCAGAAUAUCACAGCGGAAGGCCUGACAGCUGGGAGGUGGAGAUAGCUCUCAGGGACAGAGUGUGAACUCCAAAGGCACGCCCCAGUGACCUCCUUCUCCCCCACCCCGCCUGCCGCAGUCACCCCCAGUUAAUCCACAUCAGUGGCUCUGUCUGCUGACUGGGUCACAGCUCAUCAUCAUUUCAUCUCUGAAAAUUCCUGAACUGUCUCACAUGAGCUUUUGUGGGACACCUCCCAUCUGAACCAUAACAGUUAACAUCUUAAGGUGCAUCCUCACACAUUUUUCAUCUAACAUAUAUUCCCACAAAUAGACUU